This is a messenger RNA of Etheostoma spectabile (orangethroat darter), 6328 nucleotides long. RefSeq names its product focal adhesion kinase 1-like. Gene Ontology annotation, cellular component: cytoskeleton; focal adhesion. The record is from RefSeq and is a predicted model, not a curated record. Gene Ontology annotation, molecular function: protein tyrosine kinase activity; ATP binding. NCBI's taxonomy places the organism in Eukaryota, Metazoa, Chordata, Actinopteri, Perciformes, Percidae. Gene Ontology annotation, biological process: signal complex assembly; protein phosphorylation.
CGGAUUGAUUACCAAGCCACUUCCUCAAUUUCUGAAAAAAGAUGAUGUUCAGCAAGCUUUUGAAGAGAGUGACUGGCAGUCAUGUGAUUCGUAGCUUUCAGUUUUUUUAGCAUUAGUUUGUUUUUUGUUGCAGAAGACGGCCUGACUUCCAACUUAACUUUGGUUUGGACAGAUUCUGUAUGCUGGGCCACUGUUAAUGUAAGAGAUGCUAAAUCUGACUUUAAUCUCUUAUUUAAAUCGCUAUCAACUGGACUUGGAUCCUGAUGAUAGAUGUUGUGUGUAGUGACUGCUAGAACACAUACAGUCACGGACUGGUAUAUUAGCUACCUCCUGUGGAGAUACUUGCUGUGUCAUCAGAUUUUACAGUACAAAGGAUAUUUGACAUCCUCUGUUUCCUCUUACUGGGCUUGUUUUUUCUGGACUUACUUAUAGCCCUGGGCCACUGGCUUUGAUUGAUUUUGUUCUGUUGAGUUUCCUGUGGCUAUCUUGUGAGGUGGAUACAAGUUGCACAACGGAUACAAUCACUUCUAUAAUCAAUGACAGACCAGUUACCAGCACAGCAUAUCUCAAUUUCUAACUUUUUUUGGGACAUUUUAGGAGACCUCUACAUGCUUUUUCUUGGUUUAUUCAAAUUUAUAUGCCAGGAUUUUUUCUCAUUUGCGAAAAGCCAGGUUAGGAUCCGGUCCUAGUCUGAGACUCUAUGCUGUUUUUAGGGCCCAGAAGGUUUGUCUGGGCCCUAUGGCCAGACCUUGAACAGCCCCCCCUACAAAACAAAUGGAGAAAAGCGGCUGUAUCCCUCUGUGCUGGAGCAAGGGGGCCUGCAUAUAUGCACAGCACCCCCUACCAAAAUAUGACGGCCAGUUAGCCCCAGCAGGAGCAUCUGAAUCAGGCAUGGCGACAUCUUCCUACCUGGAACCCAACCUCAAUCACUCCGCAGUGGGUGGUUGUGGGGGUAAAUCCCGGUCUGGGAUGCCUGGUGGGACCGGUGUUGGUACAAGUGGCUCUGCUGGAGGCCUUGAGCGUCCCUCAGGCUCCAUGGACCGGGUUCUGAAAAUUUUCCAUUAUUUUGAGACAAACAGUGAACCAUGUACCUGGGCUAGUAAUAUCAGGCAUGGAGACGCUACAGAUGUCAGGGGUGUUAUCCAAAAGAUUGCAGAGAUCCACAAAUUACGCUGCAUGUCCUCUCUGGGCCUCCGUCUGACCCAUCUGCACUCUGAUGAACUCCAUUGGUUACACCCUGAUUUGGGUGUGUGUCACAUCAGGGAGAAAUACGAGAAGCAGCACCCCCAGGAGGAGUGGAGGUAUGAGUUGCGGAUGCGAUACCUUCCUAAAGGUUACCUCAGCCAUUUCUCUGAAGACAAACCCUCUCUUAACUACCUCUACCACCAGGUAAAGAGUGACUACAUGCAUCACAUAGCGGAUCAGGUGGAUCAAGAUGUUGCUCUGAAACUGGGCUGUUUGGAAAUCAGGAGGUUCUUUAGAGAGAUGCCAGGCAAUGCCCUGGAUAAGAAAUCCAAUUAUGAACUACUAGAGAAAGACGUUGGUUUGAGAAGGUUCUUCCCCAAAAGCCUGCUGGACUCCCUCAAGGCGAAGACUCUUCGUAAGCAGAUCCAGCAGACCUUUAAGCAGUUUGCUAACCUCAAUGAUGAGCAGAGCAUCCACAAGUUUUUUGAGAUACUCUCUCCCAUCUACCGCUUUGACAAAGAGUGCUUCAAAUGUGCUCUUGGGUCUAGUUGGGUAAUAUCAGUAGAGUUAGCUAUUGGACCAGAAGAAGGAAUCAGCUACCUCACAGAUAAAGGCUCAAUGCCUACACACUUAGCUAACUUUAACCAGGUUCAGUCCAUCCAGUACUCUGCUUUGGAAGAGAAGGACAGAAAAGGCAUGUUGCAGCUCAAUGUAGCAGGAGCUCCCGAGCCCCUCACAGUCACUACGGCAUUGCUGACUACGGCAGAAAACAUGGCUGACUUGAUUGACGGUUACUGUCGGCUUGUCUCCUUAGCUACUCACUCCUUCAUUGUCAGAGUCCACAAAGAGGGAGACAGAGCUCUGCCAUCCAUCCCCAAAGUUUCAAAUCAUGAGAGGCGAAUGGAAAAACGGAUGGAGGGAGUACGGACCCGCGCUGUUUGUGUUUCAGGUCACACUAGUGGUGAUGAAACGGAUGACUAUGCUGAGAUCAUAGAUGAGGAGGACACAUAUACCAUGCCUUCAAAAUACUAUGGACUAGAUCAAGCACGGGACUAUGAUCAGCGAGAUUGUAUUGAGUUGGGACGCUGCAUAGGUGAGGGUCAGUUUGGCGACGUCCACCAAGGAGUCUACAUCAGCCCGGAGAACCCAGCCCUGUCUGUGGCAGUGAAGACGUGUAAGAACUCAACGUCAGACAGUGUCAGGGAAAAGUUUCUCAAGAAGCACGUAAUGUUGUUGACCAUGCGCCAGUUUGACCACCCUCACAUUGUGAAGCUGAUGGGAGUCAUCACAGAUAAUCCAGUCUGGAUCAUCAUGGAGCUCUGCACACUUGGAGAGCUACGGUCAUUUCUCCAGGUGAGGAAGUACAGUCUUGACUUAGCCAGUCUCAUCUUGUACUCAUACCAGCUCAGCACGGCACUGGCUUAUCUGGAGAGCAAGCGCUUUGUACACAGGGACAUCGCAGCGCGGAACGUGUUGGUGUCUACAGUUGACUGUGUAAAACUUGGCGACUUUGGUUUGUCUCGAUACAUGGAAGAUAGCUCUUAUUAUAAAGCUUCUAAAGGUAAACUGCCUAUUAAGUGGAUGGCCCCAGAAUCAAUCAACUUCAGACGCUUUACCACAGCCAGUGACGUAUGGAUGUUUGGCGUCUGUAUGUGGGAGAUCCUAAUGUUCGGCAUCAAGCCUUUCCAAGGUGUGAAGAACAACGACGUCAUCGGCAGGAUAGAGAACGGCGAGCGACUGGCAAUGCCCCCUCAAUGCCCUCCUACUCUCUACAGCUUGAUGACAAAGUGUUGGUCGUAUGAUCCCAGCAAGAGGCCACGCUUCACUGAACUCAAAACACAACUAAGCACUAUAUUAGAGGAGGAGAAGCUCCAGCAGAAAGAGAGGAGCAGGAUGGAGAUGAGGAGACAGGUCACUGUUUCUUGGGACUCUGGAGGAACUGAUGAAGCACCACCAAAACCCAGCCGUCGUCCCUCCCUGCAGCCCACCUUCAGUCUGGAUUGUCUGUCUGCUCCUUCGCCUUACCACCAUUGCCAUCAAAACCAGGGUUUUGCCUCACAGCUUUCCCUCUGCCUCAGAGACCCCCAUCCUUCGUCUCCUUUCACCUCUUCUCACCUACCCACUCCUCCACUCUACUCAUCAUCUCUGCGAUUUCCUCAUCACUUUUCCUCUUCUCCAAAUCCUCAGCCUCAAUCUCCUCGUCUUGAAAACACCACUUUCUAUAGUCAGUCUUUCUCUCAGCACAACCCUAAGUUUAAUCCUGAAUCCAAAGCCAUCUUAUCCCUACAGUCUCAUGCUAGCUUCCACUCUCCACCUUACACCCGGUCAGAGAGCCUGUCCAAUGGCAGCUGCCCUCACAAGUCAAAUCCCCCUACUAAUGGCCACCUGUUCUGUUCAUCCCAGCCAAAGUCACACAACUCACACUCCCAUCCCGGGCUCUCCCCACUACUUUCCCAGUCUAGUCCUAACCUUAACUCUCUGCCCUGCAGUAUGUCAUCAAUUUGCUCCCACACCCUCCAAAACAUCCAGCCCAAGUCAAAGUCUUAUCUUAAAACCCUUUUGUUGCGCAGCUUUCAUCCUGGUUUCCAAACUAAUCCCAGUACCUCACAACAACCUAACUCUGACCCCCAGCAUCAAAACCCUGCUGUGCUGUCAUGUGGGAGGCCCCCGCUGGUCUCUCCUGCCCCCCUCACAGAGAAACCUCUCCCAGUACUCUGUGCCUGCACUCUGUCCUCCACUCACCACCAUCCACCCAGUCGAAUGCCAUGCCUCCCUGUAACUACCAAUACACCUUUUCCCAUCCCCUGCUCCGAAAGUCACAUGUCCAGACCCUUGAAGCCUAGUAGACCCGGCUAUCCCAGUCCUCGCUCGAGUGAAGGUUUUUAUCCCAGUCCCCAACAUCCUGGACACUACCAGAUGGCAGGGUACCCAGGCCCUCACACCCUCCCCUCAGUGCCCAGCGCCCUGUACCCCCCACCGGCUGCAAUGCUGGACACACACCACGCACACACACACCCCCGCCACCACGUCCACACACACUCGCACGCACAGCACCUCCCCCAUCCACAUGGGCACGACAUGGCACUAUGGGGCUCUGCAAUGGAGGACAGGGCAGUAGACAUGCAGCAGUGUGUAGACCAGCAGUGCCUGUUAAUGGAGGAACAGCUGAUGAUACAACAACAGCAGAUGGAGGAGGACCAGAGGUGGCUGGAGCAGGAGGAAAGGCUGCUGAAACCAGACUCUAGAAGUUCUAGAGGGAGUCUGGACAGAGAAGACGGUGGACCCCAGCCACCGACAGGAAACCAGCACAUAUACCAGCCCGUUGGCAAGCCAGAGCAUGCAGCUCCCCCAAAGAAACCCCCUCGACCUGGGGCCCAAAGCCAAGUGGGCAGUCUGGCCUGUCUGAACACUGGAGAUAGUUACAACGAUGGAGUCAAGCCCUGGCGGCUGCAGCCCCAAGAGAUAAGCCCGCCCCCCACCGCCAAUCUGGAUCGCUCCAAUGACAAGGUGUACGAGAACGUGACCGGAUUGGUCAAAGCUGUGAUUGAGAUGUCAAGCAAGAUUCAGCCAGCUCCUCCAGAGGAAUACGUUCCCAUGGUCAAGGAUGUGGGUCUGGCGUUGAGGACAUUAUUGGCCACAGUGGAUGAGACUCUACCACAACUUCCAGCCAGUACACACAGAGAGAUCGAGAUGGCACAGAAACUUCUGAACUCUGACUUGGCAGAGCUGAUUGGGAAGAUGAAGUUAGCCCAACAAUAUGUGAUGACCAGUCUCCAGCAGGACUAUAAGAAGCAGAUGUUGACAGCAGCUCACGCUCUUGCAGUUGAUGCCAAGAACCUGUUAGAUGUCAUCGACCAAUCACGGCUCAAGAUGAUGUCCCAGUCCCGCCCGCACUAGCCCCACAACCGCUGAGCCGACCAACAGGAAGUGGUCUGUUAUAUUAGAGACAGUAUCAUUCUGGAUACUGUGGAUUAAAGUGACGUCAUGAUAUGUGAGCGUAAUCGGAGCUGACUGCUUUACAUCAAAGGAGCAAACAGCAGCGCUGCUACUUUGACAAUAGCCCGUGAAGAAUCAUUAGAUGUUGAAUCCUGUGUAAGCUGAGGUCAUCUCUCCACCACUGUGACUUUUGUAAUACAAGAGCAGAGCAAAAACACUUUCUGAAUCAGGGACUUGGCAGCUUUACUCUCUUUGGACUGUAAUAUAAUGAUGAGAGAAGGAAAAGCGAAGAGGAGGAGGAGUGAUGAUUUUCAAACUGUGGGUCAAGACCUGAGAUGUUCAUUGGGUCCUAGACUUAAAAAGUUUAUAAACCACCAACAGAAACAAUAUCAUGGGAGCAAUUGGAUCUGGAACUGUUGCCAUCGGGUGGAUUACUCUUUUUAAGCAUAGCCAUCAGAAACCUGAUCAUACUGUGUUUGAUCUGCAACAAAUCUGCAUGAAACUUCACUGUAGGAAUGGACUUAGAUGUCAGCCAGCAGCCAUGUCAGUUGUGAUAUUGUGUGUUGUGAGCCCCUGGAUGUGAACGUUCUCCUCAGUUGAAUACCUCCACAUCACCAUGGAUUCUUUUAAAUUGGCAGAUCCAACCACAUGUUAUCCUAUUCAGCUCUGGUCAAAUGUGGUGCUUUCACAAGGACAUUCACAGCAAAUACAGUCUUGGUUUGGAGAAGCAGCCUCCCAUCGCUUUUCCCAUUUCUCCUUACCAUCCAUUCCCGUCCUCCCUCCGUCUCACCAGGUUUUAUUUAUAGACUCAGAAAUUGCAGAGGAGGAGACGGAGGGAGAGACGGGUAUUAAAACUUGAGGACAGUCUAGCGCCGGGCUGCUGCCUGAAGAAUGAUCACACGUUCCUCGUCUCUUCACUCACUCACUUUCCUUUCUUUUUGUUCUUACUGUUUGUCUCCUUCUUGAUGUCUUCCUCAGCUCCUCUCUGAGCCAGUUUUAAAGACUCCAAAUGUGAAGAAUCCAACUCUGUCUGGGUAAACACCGCAGACAGGAAACUCCCUCCUCACACUCAGUUUACUUUUUUAUCGGCUGGCUCCAUGUUUUUUGUGUUGUUUCAGCAGUCACAGUCUUCUUCCUCUGUACUGAACUGUUUGUAACUUGGAAUACAAGCAAAUAUUCAAUCCCAGCAUCGACUCUGAUGAGCAAA